Molecule: messenger RNA, 2073 nt
Organism: Darwinula stevensoni
Lineage: Eukaryota; Metazoa; Arthropoda; Ostracoda; Podocopida; Darwinulidae
Source: the annotation of a GenBank genome assembly
GUCCAUUCUCCCUUAAAAAUCCAUGAAUUUUUCACGAAAUGUAGGUGCGGGAGAGACGAUAGAAGAGGAGGGGGACGCGGAACACCUCCAGUUGAUUUCCCUCAAACAUUCCAUCGACGAUCUGUACCUCCUCACCAUGUCCAUCAUCAUCUUCUUCAUGCAGGCGGGCUUCGCGUUCAUGGAAGCUGGCGCCGUCAGAUCCAAGAACACGGUGAACAUCCUCAUCAAGAAUCUCCUCGACAUGUUGAUUGGCGGAAUCGCGUACUGGCUGAUCGGAUUUCCGCUGGCCUUCGGUAGCGAGGGGAACUUUUUCCUCAGUUACAACUUCUGGGCCAACAACAACUUACCCGUAAAGGAGUACGGUCACUGGUUCUUUGACUUCGUCCAUGCCGCCACCGCCUCCACCCUCGUCUCUGGCUCCAUGGCGGAAAGAUGCAAUUUUUACGCCUACCUCGUAUAUUCUUUCAUUAUCACAGGGUUCAUCUACCCGGUGGCUUCCCAUUGGGCGUGGCACCCACAAGGGUGGCUGAAGAGGACGGCAUUCAAGGACUACGCCGGAGGAGGCGUGGUGCACAUGCUGGGUGGAACGUGCGCCCUCGUCGGUGCUGCCCUCAUGGGUCCUCGCAUUUCAAGAUUCCAUGGGAAGACCGGCGAACCACACGACAUUCGAGGCCACUCAGUUCCAUUGGCGGCACUGGGCGGAUUCAUCCUGUUGUUCGGCUUCCUGGCAUUCAACGCUGGAUUCCGGGGUCACAUCAGUCAGUCUGGUGACGGUGAAGUCAUCAGCCGGGCCCUCGUUAAUGCCCUCCUGGGCGCAUGUGGAGGCGGGGUCGGGGCUCUUGUCAUCCAUCGCGCUGGUACCUUUGGGCCCACCAACGCAUGGAGUUUCCUCAUGACGCUCAACGGUGCCCUGGCUGGACUCGUGGGCGUGUGCGCUGGGAGCGACGUCUUCCCCUCGUGGGCUGCCCUCGUCGUCGGCGUGGGGGCCGGAUUCACCUUCCUCUGCCUUCACUUCCUCCUCCUCAGGCUCAAAGUUGAUGACCCUUUGGACGCGUUCCCUGUUCAUUUCGGGGGCGGACUCUUCGGGAUCGUCGCCGUCGCCUUCUUCAUGGAAGGCGGCAUUGUCUUCGAUCCUUCCAGGAACUCUGCCACGGUGCUGGGAUGGAACCUGGUAGGAGCAGCGUCCAUCUCCGGCUGGUCAGCCUCUCUCUGCCUCGUCCUCUUCGGAAUCCUCAAGAAACUCGGGAUCCUCCGCGUCUCGAGGGAAAUGGAAAUCCAAGGGAUGGACUUGAUGAAGCACAACGAGCCGGCUUAUCCGAGCACUGCUUGGGAGGAUUGCGAUCCCGGGCAAUACGGCACUUCCACCAUGGCCAGCAAACUCUUAUCCGUGAUGGGCUACAAGGGGUCUCUAGUGGACUCGGCAACCCGGAUGCAGGGCCCCUUCGCUCGGCCGUCUCGCUCCUCGUGUCUGGCCAGCAUUCGCAAGGAGACCAUGCCAGUCGUGCUCUCCACCGGCGACCUCCCCUCUCUGAGCGACCUCUCCUCCCCAAGCGACCCCCCCUCUCACCGCGAGAGCAUGCCCAACUUGCUCUUGGUCUCCACGAAGACGCCGGACGCUCCGGGAAUCGAUCCGCGGCGGGGUUCCGUCGCCUCCGUUCCCUAGUCUCGACGGUGACACCGCCCCACGGCCUCAUGUCACACUUUUUUCGUCACAUGUGACUUAGAAACAUUUUUUACUGCAUCAUUCCAUUUCAACAGCCUUCGAACUCGUAUAACGUUACAUCCUCAUCUGACUUCAUACCUUUUGUAACUUUAUCCUCGUGCGAAACUUUUAUUACUUUUAUUACCUGCUUCCACGAAAGGACAAAUGAGGAAAUUUAACUUCGAUCCCUUUAAAUUUGCAAGACAAAUUUAAAGGGAUCGAAGCGAUCCUGCCUAGUCAUGCCUGGGCGCCUUUCGACGAAAGUGGAGCCGACCUCCUGCGGGUGAACGCCGGGUAUCUUUCAUCAUUAGCUCCUUCUCGACAGCCCGUGAAUAAUGCAUUCUCUGAAUAAACGAUUCCUGCGGUAUUUC